Molecule: messenger RNA, 1699 nt
Organism: Lingula anatina
Lineage: Eukaryota; Metazoa; Brachiopoda; Lingulata; Lingulida; Lingulidae
Product: uS5 assembly chaperone PDCD2L-like
Biological process (GO): apoptotic process
Cellular component (GO): cytoplasm
Source: RefSeq, a predicted model, not a curated record
GGUCGUGUGAUGAGAGUUAUUAUAUUGUGGUGCUUUGAUCAGGCUGUUUAGGCAAGAUGGAGACGGUGCUGCUAGGAGUUUGUGACGAGGAGGUAGGGGAGGGUGAUGUCACGGACUGGAAAACGAACAAGUUUGGUGGGAAUCCUGAUUUUCCCAGCAAUGUCGAGCCCCCAACCCCAGUGUGUGAGCUCUGUGGCAAGAGGCUCUUGUUGGUAACACAGCUCUACUGCCCUCUACAGGGCUCUCUGUACCACAGAACUAUGUACAUAUUUGGCUGUGUUACCAAGACAUGCUGGAACAAGUCCGAGAGCUGGAAAGUGCUCAGAGUUCAACAGUUAGACAAUGGUGCAAGUGAAACACACCAGGCAAACACCACCAGUGAUUGGGAUGUUUCCAAGGAGACUGUUGUCAUGGCUACCACAGAUUGGUGUGAUGAUGCAGAUGACUGGGGUGUUGCCAAGGUAACUUGUACCAUGGCAACCACAGAUUGGUGUGAUGAUGCGGAUGACUGGGGCACAUCCCAUAAUACUUACACUGAUAGUGUUGUAUCAACCCCACCAAACAUUGAAAAGGAUUUGAAUAAAAACACUCCCAACCUUAGCACAGAGGCUGAAUCAGAUGAAUUAGCAAGUAACAUGAAAACUUUACAUCUGCAGGCGUCACCUUCAGAGUCCAACAGGUCAUAUGCAUCUGUUGCCAGGGUAACCAGCCCAGUAAUGGUUGCUAUGGAAACAGAUCCAGCAGACUCUGUUGAUAGUGGGGUGGACUCUGUCCAGUGUAUUGCUGAAGAAUUCCCUGCUGUUGACUGGGAUAACGUAUUGUCAGUGCUUGCCACUGGGAGCACCACAGUUCAAAUCACGGGUCAAACCACAGAUCAGAUAACCUCAGGAGAAAUGACCGCUGCCCAUGGAACUGUAACUGAUGACGGGAGAGUGACCAAAGAUCCUGCACAGUCAACUAUUACUGCUGACUCUUCACCAGGAAUCUGCUUCAAACCAUAUUAUGUUAAUGUGUUUGAGGAGAAUGAGGUCAAGGUCAGUGCCAGUGACCUUGACAGUGACCUUGACCACAUUCAGCAGCUCCUGAAGGCCUACAGCAGUCAGGAGGGGGUCAGCGUGGAUGCCAUGAUGGACGACGGUGAUGACCGCUCAGCCAAGGUAUCUGGUAGGAAGGUGAAGGUCACUGGUGGCAAGGUGAAGGUCACAGAAAGUGGAGAUGGGUAUGAAAAGGUGAAGGCAAGACAUGGAGAUGUGAUAUUUGAAAAGUUCAAGAAGAGAAUUUCUCUCUGCCCUCAGCAGUGUAUAAGGUACCAGUGGGCAGGGGAACCUCUCUACAUCAGCCAGGCAUUGGGCUCGUCUUGGAAGUGUCCUCCAUGCCAGUCUUGUGGAAGCCCCCGCGUAUUUGAAUUGCAGCUGUUGCCAACUUUAGUCAAUGUGCUUAGAAUUGGAACAAAUAAAGAGACCUCUGUAGAGUUCGGGACUGUGCUGGUUUUCACGUGCAAGAAAGCGUGUUGGAGUAACAACGACGUGGCGGUACAGGAAGCAGUACAUGUGCAAGCUGACCCCGAUAGCGAUUUGUUCAGACACUGACCGUAACACAGAUAACAGCAGCGAAUGCCUUUGGUCCCAAUCAGAAUACGGGACCAACUAGUCCGAGGGUCAAAUAUGGCCGACCCACUUGAAUACUUACCAAUGGGAUA